Molecule: messenger RNA, 267 nt
Organism: Pleurotus ostreatus (oyster mushroom)
Lineage: Eukaryota; Fungi; Basidiomycota; Agaricomycetes; Agaricales; Pleurotaceae
Exons: 2
Coding region: 1-267 (88 amino acids)
Source: RefSeq, a predicted model, not a curated record
AUGCGCAUCGCGCUCCCCCUCCUUGCGUUCGUGUCCGUCCUCGUCGCCGCCGCCCCCGACAUGGAGAAGCGCUUCACAAAGGCGGCGGUCAAGACUCGGAGGCCCAUGCCCACUGGUAUCAGGGUCCCCGCCCCGCCGGCGGUCCAGACGCCCGCACCCGCGCCCGUGCGCGCUAUUGGUGCGCCUGCCGCUGGUGCAGGUGCAGGGCUCCGACUUGCGCUCCAGGAGUUGUCGAUCAGAUCAAUUAUUCGGGAUGCAACAUAUUAG